Molecule: messenger RNA, 2486 nt
Organism: Solenopsis invicta (red fire ant)
Lineage: Eukaryota; Metazoa; Arthropoda; Insecta; Hymenoptera; Formicidae
Product: uridine 5'-monophosphate synthase
Exons: 4
Coding region: 674-2116 (480 amino acids)
Biological process (GO): 'de novo' pyrimidine nucleobase biosynthetic process; 'de novo' UMP biosynthetic process
Molecular function (GO): orotidine-5'-phosphate decarboxylase activity; orotate phosphoribosyltransferase activity
Source: RefSeq, a predicted model, not a curated record
AUUCAAAGAUAUUUUAUUAAAAUAAUGUAAGUUCAAAUGUUCAAAAAUUUUUUGAACGUUAUAAUAAAUAUUUGAAAAACAUUCGAAAGAGUGCAACAAUUGAUAAACGUUUAUAACUUUUCAAUAAAGUAUUUUCAAACAUAAGUUUAUAUGAACUUUUUUCAUUUACUCGACUUCAUUAUCAUGUCACACGACUUGUGUAAUUGACGAGACAGCCGACCGAUGACGUUAGCGUACAGUGGCGCGGCUUACAACUAAGCGUAGCCGUGACCAUUAAGCAACAUGUGGUCAUUCUGGAGCUUUCUUUUUUUACGCGUUGCUCCCUAAAGGGAAGUAAAGCGGUUAUUAUCCUUUGUGAAGGCACGCGAAGCGGAUCAGUUCUGUGCAAGUUAUCGCGUUAUCGAACUUAAUCGUAGUCGAAUCAUCUAGUAGUGUAUUGAAUAAAGACUGAUUUAUUUAACACAUAAAAUACACUGUAGUAAUUUCGCGCCCGACCCAGUAUUUACAGUGCACGUGGCAGAAUAUUUUUUUUCUUUUUAUGGAGUAAAGUCCCACCAUCUUACAUAAAUCGGAGCACGUGGUCGGAGUAAGUUCCUGCCGUCGAGAAGUCAAUAGUUGAAUUCAGCACCGAAUAACAUAAAGAUAGAGUGAUUUCAAGCGAUCCCCAGACAAAAUGGAGACAGAAAAAAUGAUCGAUUUAGAAGAAUUAGCAAUAGAAUUAUAUAAUAUUCAGGCCGUGAAAUUCGGAGAAUUUGAGACAAAAAUCGGCCUGAUAACACCAAUAUAUUUUGAUCUGCGAAUAAUAAUUUCUCAUCCCAAAUUGAUGUUGAAGUUGGCAAAAGCUCUAUGGAAACUACAAGAUAAUUCUUCAAAAGUAUCCCGAAUAUGUGGCAUCCCAUACACCGCAUUGCCAUUAGCCACCUUGAUAUCAGCGCUGGAGGAGGUCCCUAUGUUAAUAAAGAGAAAAGAAGCAAAAUCAUAUGGCACAAAGAAAUUAAUCGAGGGUGCCUUCUUGCCUGGUGAGACCUGCGUAAUCAUCGAAGAUAUUAUUACAAGUGGUAGCAGUGUCCUGGAGACUGUCAAUGUAUUGAGAAAGGAAAAUCUGAAAGUGACAGAGGUUUAUGUGAUAAUCGAUAGGGAGCAGGGUGGCAGAAAGAAUCUCGAGAACCACGGGAUCAAAGUCAAGAGUCUAUUUGAGAUAACGCAAUUCAUGAAGUAUCUCCUUAAAGCUGGCAAGAUUACGCCUGACACAAUCGAGAAUAUUAACAAUUACUUGGCAAUGAAUAAGGCACCAAGCAUUUCCGUGCAAGGCGUGCCAGACGAUAGACUAAAGCUGCCAUAUGCUGAACGCGCCAAUUUAACAACGAAUCCGUUGGCUUCGAAGCUGCUAAAAUUAAUGGAAUCAAAGCAAACUAAUCUCUGUUUGUCAGCCGAUUUGAAAGAAAUGGACGCGAUUUUGGAAUUAGCGGACGUGGCGGGGCCUCAUAUCGCCGUCUUGAAGACGCAUGUAGAUAUUAUAGACAAUUUUAACGAAACGUUCAUUGUACGACUUAAAGAACUGGCGAGGCAGCACAAAUUUUUAUUGAUGGAGGAUCGUAAGUUUAGCGAUAUCGGCAGCACGGUAUCCUUGCAGUACAGGCAUGGCUUGUACAGGAUUGCCGAAUGGGCCGAUUUGAUCACAGUUCAUUCGGUACCGGGUGCGUCUAUCAUUGACGCGCUGAAGAAAGCUCUAGAGAACAUCACUGAGCCCCGCGGAAUUUUUCUGGUUGCCGAGAUGUCGAGCGAAAAUGCAUUAACCACCAGCGAUUAUCUGAAGAGAACGGUCUCGAUAGCAGAGGAAGCUUCCGAUUUGGUGAUAGGUCUAGUGUGCCAAUCCAAUCUCUUGGCGCAACCCGGACUGCUGCAAUUAACGCCUGGUGUCAGACUAUCUAAAAGUGGCGACGGUCUAGGUCAGCAAUACAACAAUCCGCAAUCGGUUAUCAAUGCAGGUGCUGAUUUAGCAGUUGUUGGUAGAGGUAUCACGGAAUCACCUCACGGUUAUCUGACGGCCACUUUAGAAUAUAAAAGAGAACUUUGGAAUGCGUACAAGGAACGAAUAAACACAUCCAAUACGUGAUACUAUAUAUAUAUUAAGAGAUAAUUUAAUUGAUAUUUACGAAUUAUUUUUAUACAAUCUUAUCUCCUGCUCCAGUUAGAUCUGUACAAUUGUUUUUCUUUUUUUAGUACACAUUACAUUUCAUUACUAAUAUUGCUAUAAUGCUUUAGAUAUCAGAUUUUUAUAAUUCUGUUUUCAAUUUUUUUUAAUACAAUAAAAAUGUAAAUAAUAGAUUAUACAAUUUUAUGUUUUUAAAUAUUUUUUAAAUAACAUAUUAAAUGUGAUGAUCAUAAGAGUUGUGCGUCUGCUUUCUGUACCAAAAUUCCAGAUUCCAAUUCCCAAUUAUCAAAUAAAAUUAAUAUUUUAUUCAUUAAAAGUAGUUUACAUAAAC